UUUUCGACUUAGCAGAUUGCGGUCACGCGUGCCAAGCGCUAACGGUAAAGGUGAACUUUGAAGCUUUGUGCUUCUAACUCGUUGACUUUUCGUGCGUAUUCGUGCAAUAGCGAUGACAAACCAACUUACAUACACACAUACAUAUGUAAAUAUAUGAGUUAGAGGAGCGUUGGUGAAAAUAAAUGGAAAUAAAUGAAAACGAAUGUGUUUAGUAGUUGUUGUUGUUGUAUUCUCUAGUGGUAACGACAACAAAAGGGUAUAUUGUGCGUGCGCCACAGCAAAAGUUUUCAUGUCAGUGGAUUUAAUAAGAAAUUUAGAAAAAAUUCAAAAAAAUUUUACAACAACAGCAAAACGACGAAUGUAAAAAUAAAGUAAAAUAGGCAAAAAAAUACAACGAAUUCGCGUGCUGUGUGUAAAACCAUAAAAAGUGAAUCCGACUACAACAAAAACAAAAAGCAAAAUUUUACAACUAUUUUGUAGCAUUAAUUCAUUAGGGAUGUACAAACAACAGCAAUUUAGUUUGUAAGCGGCAAGUAAGUUGUUGCGUGCGAAAAAGCUUCCCCAAAUUAUUUAUGUUUGUGGCAACAACAACAACAAUCUGUAUAUGCACUGACUUUUACGUGGAAUUUCAAGUGCGACAAAAGCAGACAGACAAGUGAGCGACGACAAAACAGUUAACGGAGUGAAUUAUAUUGAAGUGCAAGUCAAGCGCAGUGGCAGCAGUUAACUGUAAAAGUGUUCAUUGUGCGCAAGAAAAAUAAGAAUUAUUAGAGAAACGAAGCGAAGAAGGCAAUCAGCGGCAGCAGCAGCGCAUUAAGUGAAUAGGAGUGCGCCUAAAAGCCCAUUAGGCGCACAUAGUACAUGUGCAGAGUGCGAGAACAUUAGCCGAAAGCGUAAAUACAAGAAAAAAUACAAUAACAACAAAAGCAUAACAACUAACGAAACGAAGAAUCAGCCGUGUCGAACAAAAAAUAUAAAAAAACCGAAAUAAAUUUGGUUGGUGUGAAAAAGGUGUUGCCACAUCUCAAGCAGUGCGCGUACACCAAGUUGGUUAAGUGACUGUUGAGCGCCACAACAACAACAGCUACAAAUUGCACAGCACGGCGCAGCUAGCUUGCUGCGGAGGCAAUGGCGCACAGCUUGUGGCGGUCAGCGCCUGACACAUCAUUAUAAGCACAUCAGCAGCACGUGUGAGCACACACACAAGCGCACGCUCGCACAAACACUCACACACAUAUACGUUUACAAAAAUAUCACGCGCGCUUGUAUUGUGCUUUCGAUUUCGUAUGCGCGCUGGUGCGUGCGCGUCACUGUAACCACUCCAGCCGUUGUGCUUUUAACAACAAAAACACUUUCGUAUAAUUUCACGUUAUAUCUGUGCGCGCCACGACCGCAACGUGUCCGCCGUGUCACUGUGCGACGACUGUGUGUGAGCGCGUGCAUGCGUGCGUCAGUCAUUUGCAGCCGCAACGUCCGGCAUUAGAGUACCGCGUGUGCGUCAACGGCAACCGCAACGCAUUACCGCCACCCCACACACGCACAUUCACAAUCCAAAAUAGGUGUGGCAGCGCUCAUCAAGUGCUCAAAACAAUGCUAACCUGCGUGUGUCGUCCCGUCUCCGGUAAUUUGCCGAAAAUGCCGCCGACAAUGAUGCCCGCACCGAAGCCGCCACGCAACGCCAUCGCCAUUACCGGCCUGGGUGUGACGCCCACUGUGGUGGUGACAGCGGAACCCAAAAUGAACGUGCCUGGCAGGCUGACAUCAGCCGAAUUACGGGCGAUGGCAUUGCGACAACAACAGCAAAUCGACUCGCAACACCAGCUGUUGGCCACCAAGGAGCAGCGCUUGCGUUUCCUCAAAUCGCAGGAGGUGCGGAAUGCGGUCGCCAGCGCCGAAGGUGAGCGCCUGCGACGUUUGCGGGAGCGCGUCGAGGCGCAGGAAUCCAAAUUGCGGCGACUGAGAGCGCUGCGAGGUCAAGUGGACUUACAGAAGACUUACAAUGUUACGCUGAGCAACGAUCUGGACUCAAUUCGUGCGCUCUUCAGCGAGAAGGAGAAAGAGCUUAGUUUGGCGGUGGCGAAAGUGGAAGCGCUCACACGACAGCUAGAAGAUUUACGACGCGAUCGACGCUGCCCCAUAAACCUGCUAUCAAACGGCAAUAAUAAUGGCAACGCGCAACCGCUGCCACCACAAGCAUCACGGGAACUCGAAAAGCUGCGACGAGAGUUGGUGUAUCGCAAUCAAUUGUCGCUGCAGCAGGAUGCGCGCCUGCAUCUACAGCGCGAGGCGCUGCAACAACGACAAGCUGAAUUGCGCUCCGUUGACCAGCGCAUCUAUGAGCUACAGACGCGCCUGCAACGCAAGAAGGCCGCCAAUAUACAAAACAACACGCAAAAUCAAAAUCAACUGCAUAUACCACCGCAUGAGCUGCAUCAACAGCAGCAGCACCAGCAACAGCAGCAACAACAAAAACAUCAGCCGCUUCAACAAAGCGCGUCACAGCAACAGUCACAGCCAUCGCCGACGCAGGCAUACAGCAAACCGCACAUCAAUGUUGCCUACAACCAACAGCAGCAGAGCGCGCACCAUCACAAACCAAGCGGUGUGGCAGCGCUCAAGCAGCAGUUGCUGCAAAAGCAAGCGAACAAUCUGUUGACCACAACGCAGCAACAGCAGAACGCCUCGAAAUUCCCGAAUAUCAUCACACGCGAGCAGAAUCGAAACAUACCGCGCGGCAAUGUCGCCGCGGUGGAGCCAUACAUACACACGCCGCACAAGACGGCUGGCGGUGCCUACUUGGGCGCGGGUAAUAUACUAAAGCACGCCGCGGCAACGGCCAAUACGAAUCAGCAAAAUCAGCUGAUACAGGAUUUGACACACAUGAAGCACAACAUAACUGCCGCCACGCACAGUCCACAAGGCGGCGCGCCUCACAAUGGCACAAACACCGCAAACGCGCAAACAUUCUUCAGCGGCGAGAGCGACGAAUCAAAGUUGGCGAAGAAAAUGCUGACAGCGUCUUUGGCUGCCGCCAAGGCCGCGGAACCAACGAAACCCGUAGAGGUGGACACAUCGAUGCACAUCUACGCCGAGGUGGGUCCGAAGAAGCGGGAUCUGCAGAAAGCAGCAGAGACGGCCAAAGCGGCGGAAGCUGCCGCGCGUGCUGCGGAAGCGGCAGCGAUUGCUUCAACAAGCGGAAAUGGCGCCGCCACCACCACUGCCAUUACAACCACCGGCAGUAAAAUACCGAAAAGCAUCAGUUCCUCCACCUCAGCGACCGUUUUGAUUAGCAAACUGAAUAGCGCAACUGCAGCCUCCAGGGACGCGCGCACCGAAUUGGAACGAAGAUGCGAAGGUGCGGCGAGCGAAGCACUAACCGAGAAACACAGUCAGCAACAGCAACAGUUGACUGUGCAUAGCAUGCCGCUGGGCGCUGCCAAUAAGUCGCUUGCCACUGCUGUGGCGCACACGAGUGCAACAACGUCUAUAACAACAACGAACACAGCAAGUGCUGAAGGCGCGCAUACGAAGCCGAAACCACUGCAAGCGCAUACAGCCAGCGGUCUGGCAAUACCGCCGCGUAAGCCAAUUAGCAGCGUGGCGCCCACAUCGGUGACUAGCUCCAUACCGAAAAUGGUGCCCAUUAGUCCUAAGGUGAAUCGCGUUGCGCCCAAUGUCGUGGCAGCCACCUCGACUGCAACAAUAAGUGCAGCGGCGGCAGCAGCAAACGCCGCAUACCCAGAUCGGCCGGCGCUGCCUCCAAAACCAAGCAAAAUGUCGCCCACAGAGCACGCGAGUGAACACAAUGCAAGCGCUGCGUCAAAUGCGCAAGCUACAACAACGCCAGCAACAUCAAUGCUGAAAAAGCCCGCCGUACACGCCGCGUCAAUAGCAACAGCCGCGGCAAGUGAAUUGCAACAAGCCACGCAGGGCCUGCAAACGCUCAAUAUAAAUGAUAAUCUGCCGAUUAAGGCGAAACCGCUGACAAUACGCAAGCAACCCAUGUGCGAGCAACCGCGCCUCAAGCUGAGCAGCAAUGUGCCCAAGCCACCGUUGCAAACCGCGCGCAAAAUGGAUAUGCCAGCCGCAUCAUCGUUCCUCUACCCCGCGGAUGGUAGUCAACGCGGCGAACGCGGCAAAGAUGCGCAAGAUAACAGUAAUAACAACAAUAAUGGUAAUCGCUCAACUGUCUCAGGCAGCAUCACUUCAUCGGCCGCCUCGUCGCCGGAACAGCUGCCGCAGUAUUCGCUGCCACAAGUGCCGCCGCCAGCAACCAGUGCGCCAACGACACAGUCACAGCAUUCGCCAAACAGCAAUUCGCAGACGAGCUCCAGCUUAGACGAGCUGGAUAAGAUUGAGCACCACAGCGAGGGCGUGAGCGGCAUUGAAUCCACCACCGAUGCAAAUGGUAUGAAGCGACGCGCCUUAUCCACCGGUAGCGCACCAACAUCUUCUUCACUAUCAUCUGCGUCCACCGGCAAUGGCAAACCAAAAUUGGCGCGUCGUGUGAGCUUCGAUCCGCUCGCCUUACUGCUGGACGCCAGUCUCGAGGGUGAACUGGAACUGGUGAAGAAGACCGCAAUGCAAGUGGCGAAUCCCAGCGCGGCCAAUGAUGAAGGCAUCACCGCACUGCACAACGCCAUCUGCGCGGGUCACUUCGACAUAGUCAAAUUUCUCGUUGAAUUUGGCUGCGAUGUCAACGCACAAGAUUCCGAUGGCUGGACGCCAUUACAUUGCGCCGCCAGCUGUAACAACUUAUCUAUGGUGAAAUUCUUGGUCGAAAAUGGCGCUUGUCUAUUCGCCUCGACGCUGUCGGAUCAUGAAACACCGGCGGAGAAAUGCGAAGAAGAUGAGGAGGGUUUCGAUGGCUGCUCUGAGUAUUUAUACAGUAUUCAAGAGAAACUCGGUAUACUUCAUAAUGGCGAAGUGUAUGCGGUAUUCUCGUAUGAUGCUCAAAAUAGCGACGAACUAACAUUUCAAGUCAACGAUCGUCUGAUUAUUCUGCGUAAGGGCGACGAUGCCGAAAGUGAAUGGUGGUGGGCCAAGAAUGCGAGCGAUGAGGAGGGUUAUGUGCCCAGAAAUCUGUUGGGGCUCUAUCCCAGAGUGCCACCGCAGACAUCCAACUUCAACGAUUAGCAGUUAAUACGAUUUUAUAUAUGCAAAAAGAAAUCGGGUCGUCUAAUACAAAAACACUACAUUUCCAAAUACUUGUAAUAGUUGGCAAGACAUAACGGAGAUCAUGUGAAGAAGAAGACUACAAACACACAUGCGCCCUGUGGUGUGGAAUGCAAAUCAAAAUAAUGCACACGCUGCCGCAUAACGGUCGUUAGUAGUUUACAAACUAUUUUUAAUACGAUUACUUAUUAUUUUAUAAAUUUAAUAUUAACUUUGGCUAAUUUUACGCAUUAAUUUCAUAAGUUCUGUUUCUAAUUUAAUGUUAUGACAGCGUUUCCCUGGCUGUCGCUUGCAAGUGUCCAUAGAAUGUGCAACAUUGAUAUUUAAGCGUUUUCGAAGGUUUUCUACAUAAGUCCUAAAUAUGUAUAUAGAUU
Molecule: messenger RNA, 5549 nt
Organism: Bactrocera neohumeralis
Lineage: Eukaryota; Metazoa; Arthropoda; Insecta; Diptera; Tephritidae
Gene: ASPP
Product: apoptosis-stimulating of p53 protein 2
Exons: 8
Coding region: 1591-5136 (1181 amino acids)
Biological process (GO): regulation of apoptotic process
Cellular component (GO): nucleus
Molecular function (GO): p53 binding
Source: RefSeq, a predicted model, not a curated record